Rattus rattus (black rat) is the source of this 336-nucleotide messenger RNA. RefSeq names its product stefin-2-like. Gene Ontology annotation, cellular component: cytosol. Gene Ontology annotation, molecular function: cysteine-type endopeptidase inhibitor activity. Lineage: Eukaryota; Metazoa; Chordata; Mammalia; Rodentia; Muridae. The record is from RefSeq and is a predicted model, not a curated record. The transcript has 3 exons. Bases 4 to 315 code for a protein of 103 amino acids.
GCCAUGGACAAAGGCGCCCCAAGAGUAAAGGGAGGCCUGUCAGAGGCCAGACCCGCUACAGCAGACAUCCAGGAGAUUGCUGACAAGGUCAGACCCCAGCUUGAAAGGAAAACCAAUGAGAAAUAUGAAAAAUUCGAAGCCGUCCAGUAUAAAGUUCAAGUUGUCGCUGGAAACAAUUACUUCAUUAAGGUGGAUGUAGGGUGUGGUUGUUACGUCCACCUAAGAGUCUUCAGUGGUAUAUCCAGAGAAAAUGAUUUGGAACUUCAUAGAUACCAGACUAACAAAACCGAGAAUGAUGAGCUGACCAGCUUCUAAACAGCAAAUCCCAAUAUGAUC